GCAUUCAUAAAUGAAUACGAAGCUGAACUUGAUCGUGGUGUAGCCUCAACUCUAUCAUGGCAAGAGAUCAAGGAUGGUUACAGAAAGGUCCGGAAGCUUGUUAUCACUCAAACUAGAGUCAUCUAUGUUGUGCCUGAGACCUUGAUGGCGAAUAGAGUCAUCAGGUCGUACGACCAUGAUGGAACUAGGAUAAUUCGAGUUGCGUUCAGAGAUGAUGACAAUCAAGCAAUGCGCUCGAAUAAAACUUCUAUAUCUUUGAUAAAGCGCACAUUGCAAAAAUAUAUGACGAAUGGACUCGUUGUCGCAAACCGUAAUUUUGGCUACUUGGGAAGUUCUAACUCUCAAAUGCGGGAUUCUGGAGCAUAUUUUAUGGAGAAGUAUUCUAGAAAACAGUAUGCAGAAUAUGUAGAAGAGUUUCAUAAAGAACCACCUCCAGACUUUCGCCCAAAAAUAGACGCUGCUAGAGAACAACUUGGCAGAUUUACUGUAAUGGAAAGUAUUCCAAAACUGAUGGCUCGACUAGGCCAGUGCUUCACACAAAGCAAGAAGACGACUAUUCCAAUCAAGCGAAGUCAAUACAAGAAAUCUUUUGAUAUUAUUGGCGGAAGUAACCAGAAAGGGUAA
Molecule: messenger RNA, 624 nt
Organism: Cylicostephanus goldi
Lineage: Eukaryota; Metazoa; Nematoda; Chromadorea; Rhabditida; Strongylidae
Source: the annotation of a GenBank genome assembly